Molecule: messenger RNA, 4219 nt
Organism: Styela clava
Lineage: Eukaryota; Metazoa; Chordata; Ascidiacea; Stolidobranchia; Styelidae
Source: RefSeq, a predicted model, not a curated record
AUAAAACUAAGAUCUUUUUUGCUUUCUUUCCUCAGGCGGCGUAAGCAGUAUUACAGGGCUUAAGUUAACUCAUAAUUGGUCGCAGUUACAUGCGGUCAGCGGCGACGUCUGAACGUCGGGUUUUAGAUUCCAAUUUGUUGUUGCAAUGUCGUGAAAAGAAGACUGGGCGGCAUAGUUCAGUAGUUAGGACGAAGAUUCAUAAGGUUCUUCUUUAUAAAACUGUUAACUUCAAGAUGUAUCCGAGGCAUUCAUUCCCACAUGAUGGCCCUCCAAGGCCACCUCCCUCACAUUGGGAUUCAAGACCUAUGCAUUCGAAUUACCCACACAAUAUAGGACCAGGAUAUCCCUCUCAGCACCCAUAUGCUCCUCCACCCCCGGAGUACAUGCCACAAUUCCAGCAAAAUGCACCUCCACAUGUCGAACAUCGCUACCCUUACCCACCACAUGGUCCCCGUGCCGGCCAUCCAAGAAUGACUUACCCCAGACCACAAGAUCCUCAUGCGAAUUUUGGAAGACCACCCUUCUAUGAGCCACAGAUAAGGCCUCCUGGCCAUUCUAGAGACAAUAUGCAUGGAGAUUUGCUUCAUCGUCAUCAUGAUAUGAGACAUACAAAUGAGAGGAGAGAACGAAGACAUAGAGAUGGUUCUCAUGGAGAUCGCUACCAUGAAAGAGAAGUCAGGGGAUCACCCCAUCACAGGGGUUAUUCUUCAAGAAGUGAUUCUGGGCGAGAUUCCCCAAAUCCAAGGCGUGGCGACAGAGAUGAAAAACCAGGGCAAGAAAAUAAAACAUUGAAACCUGGUUUCAUUUGGCGACAUUCUAAGAAUGAAAAAGAAGAUCAGGAAUACAAUGAAUCAGAAUACAGUGCAGAAAAGAUAGAAGAAAAGUUGAAAUCACUGCAACCGAGUUAUGUCCAGUGCACCCAGCAUGCCCGCUAUUAUGGUAGAACAACAGAAAACGAUUCAACUGUGAAAGCACUACCAUUGUUAACAGAGCUUUAUGAUAAAUUUGAGUCUGAGCUUUCUACUAGACAUGCAAAACUAUGGAAGCCAAACGAGAUAAUGGAGGAUCCCGAAGAAAUAGGCAAAACAUUAGAAGAAGAACAAGAUGAAAAAGAUAAAAGUCUUACUUUGUCUCAAAGACUCGAAAACUGUGACUUUAGUCAGGAAUCUUUACCAAGACAGAAAAGAGUUCGAGCAGCUGCUAUUGUUAGGAGGUUGGAAGAUUCAGCAAGAAAUCAAGAAAAACCUCUUUUAAAAUACAUCGAAGAGGACAACCCUAAAGUUCCAACUUUUGCUUUAGCGAAACUCAAAAGAAGGCUUGAAAGAUUAACUGAUAAUAUGAAAGAGUCUGAUACUACAUAUGAUAGCGACGGAAGCGAUCCAGAGGGAGAAUUUGACAACGAAGAUUACUUGCAACGGGCUGGGGAACUGAUCAGUUCUAUUCGUAAACUCAAGCAUCAUGAGAAGCGUCUUCAUAACGAAUUAUGGUAUAAUGACCCUGGUCAAGCUAAUGAUGGCCCACUCUGUCGAUGCGGAGAAACUGCCCGCAAGAAAGGUAUCAGACAUAAAAUCUAUCCUGGCGAAAAACCACCUACCGGCUGGAAAAAAAAUUUUAAUAACAUUGGUAAAAUGUACAACUAUCUUGUUACAAUCAGUCCUCCUGUAAAUUAUGAGUCAUCUGAUCCUACGACUAUUCAAUAUGAUGGCAGAGAUUAUGUUUUCGAAGGUUUUUCCAUUCUAUCUGAUGAACCACUGAGCAAAUUACCAUAUUGUGAUCUGAUUCGAUUUCACAUUCGGUAUACAAUAUACUUGAUAGAAGAGCCAGUUCCUGAAAACUUCUGUAUAAGAGGUCUUCAACUUUUUUCAGAUUACUUCUUCAGAGAUAUUUUGGAAUUAUAUGAUUGGGUUGAAAUCCCAAAGUCAUGCCCUGAAGAGACGAACACAGAGGUUCAUAGAAAGUUCCAUUUCUUCCCUCGCUUUGUGAGACCUCUUCCAGAUAAUGGUAAAGAAAUUUUAUCAUUAUGUGAAGUUCUUAAAUAUUUACUCUCCCAUAAUAAACCUUUGAUAAGUGCGAAUGAUUUGACACAUCUUAUGAAUUGUGACCACAGGGAAUGGUUGAACUACACAGAUAAAAUCAGAGGCAUGAUCGUUACAUUCCCUGGUUCAAAGCCAAGCUCACUAAGAGUAGAUCAAGUGGAUCGUUAUGACAGAAAAUCCGUAGAGAAUCCGGAUGUAAAAAACGAAGAUCAAGAUGAUGAAUAUCCAUUGAUCAUCCAUUUCGGAAUUCGACCUGCAAAUUUAAGUUAUGCAGGAGAUCCACAAUAUCAAAGAGUGUGGAGAUCAUAUUUGAAACUUCGUCAUUUAAUGGCAAAUUCUCCGAAAGUAAAACAGUCUGACAAAGUUAAACUAAAACGAAGGGAAGAAGCGCUACAAGAAAUGCGACGUGCAAAGGUAAUGCAAAGAGAAGUUACAGUUGAGGUAAGCAGUCGGGGUUUCAUGAAAACUGGAAUAUUUUCUGAUAUUUGUCAACAUGCUCUGCUAUUGCCUGUAUUGACACAUCAUGUCCGAUAUCAACUGUGCUUGGCAACCUUGGAGAAACAGAUUGGAUAUGAAUUCAAAGAUAGAAAAUGGCUUAGUCAUUCUAUGAAUCAUCCCAGUUGUCAGAUGAAUUUUGGCUCUAAUCCUGAUCAUGUUAGGAAUGCUCUUUCAAAUUGUGGCUUACGGCAACCCAAAUAUGGAGAUAGCUCUAUUCAUUAUAAAUACACACGGAAGCGGGGUAUCACAACUCUCAUUAGAAUUAUGGCAAGGCUUGGACAAAAACGACCCGUACUUUCACCUAUUGAGCAUAACGAAAGAUUGGAGUUUCUUGGUGAUGCAGUCGUGGGUUAUCUAACAAGCAUACAUUUGUUUUUUAUGUUUCCGGAGCUUUCUGAAGGUGCACUUACGACUUUUAGAACUGUGAUUGUCAACAACCAGCACCUGGCCCAACUUGCAGAAAGAAUGCAUUUGGAUGAAUUUAUGCUGUACGCACAUGGACCAGACUUAUGCCGAAAUGCAGAUUUACGUCAUGCCAUGGCGAAUUGUUUUGAAGCUCUCAUGGGUGCAAUAUAUAUGGAAGCGGGUUUGGAAAAGGCACAAGAGCUAUUUGCAAAGUUUUUAUGGGAUACUGAUCAACUGCAAAAAAUUUGGUUGGAUAUCCCAUUACACCCUCUUCAAGAAGAGGAACCAGAAACAGAUAGACAGUAUAUUGAAAGCGUGCCGAUCUUGCAAAAACUGACCAAACUAGAAGAUGAUUUAGGAUUAAAAUUCACACACAUCAGAAUUCUAGCAAAAGCAUUUACAUGGCGUAAUGUGCACGAGAACGUUCUUACGCAUGGUCACAAUCAAAGAUUAGAAUUCCUCGGUGAUUCAAUUUGCAAUCUUGUCACAUCUACAUAUCUAUUUGAGCUGUAUCCAACCCAUCAUGAAGGACAUUUAACUCUACUUCGUGCAACUAUGGUGAAUGGAAGGACACAGUCCAUGGUUGCUACUGAGCUUGGCAUGCCAAGGUAUGUUAUUACCAACAUGAGCAGUGAUCCUUCAAAUACAGUGGGAAAACCAAGAGCUCCAGAUUGGAGAGAAAAGAAUUUGGCUGAUCUUCUUGAAGCGUUUGUUGCUGCAUUGUACAUUGAUAAAGGACUGGAAUAUGUUAAAGGUUUUAUGCAGGUCUGUUUUUUCCCACGACUGAAGGAAUUCAUCAUCACACAAGAGUGGAAUGAUCCAAAGUCAUGCUUGCAACAAUGCUGUCUUACACUUAGACAAGAAGGAAAGGAACCUCAACUACCAACUUAUAAAAUUGAAAACAAAGCAGGACCUUCACAUGCAAGAAAAUAUAAAGUGGCAGUGUAUUUCAAAGGAUCACCUAUCGGUAAUGGACAAGGAGAAAGUAUUCAGGAAGCAGAAAGGAAUGCAGCAAGAAAAGCAUUAGAAGAAUACAAUUUUCCUCAACUUGAAUGGCAGAGAAGAUAUGUAGCUAAGAAACACAAUGUCCCAUACAAACCCAGGAAAAAUUUGAAACCAUUCGAUCAAAGGAGAAAGCAUUCUUCAGAUCACAAUGCUGCUGAAGACCGACAAGCGAAGAGACUCAGAACAGACAAAUGAUCAACCACACACUAUGUUCCAUUAUAAAGUUUAUAUUGCUAUUAUUGCACUGUAACAAACAAUCAUGAACGAAUAAAAUU